Molecule: messenger RNA, 512 nt
Organism: Colletotrichum destructivum
Lineage: Eukaryota; Fungi; Ascomycota; Sordariomycetes; Glomerellales; Glomerellaceae
Exons: 1
Coding region: 218-445 (75 amino acids)
Source: RefSeq, a predicted model, not a curated record
CACCACCACCACCACCACUACCACUACUACCACAAACCUCCACCGCCGCCGUCCACCCUCAGCCCAGCCCGCCCUGCGCGCUGCACCUAAUCCCGCCUCUGCCAUUUUCGCGAGCCGCUACCUCACACCUUUUACCCACAAACGUCUUGUCUGCCCGCCCAACAGCGCCAACUUUCUCGUCGAGAGGGGCAAACAGUCUUUUGUGUUUUUAUCCCGUAUGCUCACCCAAUCUCGACACAGCUUUACCCAGCAUCUCUCUCAAUCGCGAGCCCUCGUCGUCCGACCGCCGAACCCCGUCCUCGACCUCGACCUCGACUUCGACUUCGACCUGGACUUGGACUUGGACUUGGACUUCGACUUGGAUCUGGCCUCGCUCUGCUCCUCUUCCUCCCUCACUCUCCCUGUCCCUCUCUCGCUGUCGAACCGCCACCCCUCGCAGACCUGACCCGACCCUUUCACCCCCUCCUCCCCCACCGCGCCAUCCCUCUCUAUGACAUCGACGUUUGUUUCCU